Messenger RNA from Lagopus muta (rock ptarmigan), 2663 nucleotides. RefSeq lists its product as uncharacterized. The transcript has 2 exons. Lineage: Eukaryota; Metazoa; Chordata; Aves; Galliformes; Phasianidae. The coding region runs from base 1491 to 2222 and encodes 243 amino acids. The record is from RefSeq and is a predicted model, not a curated record.
GCACGCAGAGGCGAUGCGUGCGGCGCCGGCGAGUGGUGCGGGGCCGGGGGGCAGCUUCCUCUCAGGGAAGGCCGUGCGAGUGCGGAGCUUUGUUGGUGUUUCGGGCGUGUGAAGGAGGAGGCCCCGUAGGGCCUAGUUGUGGCCACAAAGCCCGGGCGGGCAGUGGAGCAAGGCGCCCGGGUGCUGUGUUGGCCGGAGGGUGCGGAGCUGGAAGAAGGUUUGUCAAAUAUGAUGGAGAGCAGCUCAGCAAUUACCUCAACCAGCUCCUUCAGAAUCCUGGGAUGCACACCAUCUGGCACCAUGGACUUGUACGCAUUCAGUCCUUGACAGCAGCCCUGCAGAGAAGGACCUGGGGGUCCUGAUGGAUGAAAAGCUUAACAUGAGCCAGCAGUGUGCCUUUGCAGCUCAGAAAGCAAGUGGCAUCUUGGGCUCCAUCAGAAGAGGGGUGGCCAGCAGGGACAGGGAGGUGAUUGUCCCCUUCUACUCUGCUCUUGUGAGGCCCCUCUGGAGUACUGUGUCCAGGUCUGGAGCCCCCAGUACAAGAAAGACAGGGAGCUGUUGGAGAGGGUCCAGAGGAGGGCCACAGAAAUGAUUGGAGGGCUGGAGCACCUCCCCUACAAAGACAGGCUGAGGGAGCUGGGCUUGUUCAGCCUGGGGAAAAGAAGGCUGCGGGGUGACCUCAUUGCAGCGUUCCAGUACCUAAAGGGAGCCUACAAACAGGAGGGGAGUCAACUCUUUACAAGGGUAGAUAACUGCAGGACAAGGGGAAAUGGUUUUAAGUUGAAGGGGGGAAGAUUUAGGUUGGGUAUCAGGGGGAAGUUCUUUACUAUGAGAAUGGUGAGGUGCUGGAACAGGCUGCCCAGAGAGGUGGUGGAUGCCCCAUCCCUGGAGGUGUUCAAGGCCAGAUUGGAUGGGGCCCUGGGCAGCCUGGUCUGGUAUUAAACAUGAAGGCUAGUGGCCCUGCAUGUGGCAGGGGGCUUGGAGAUUCAUGAUCCUUGAGGUGCCUUCCAAGCUGGGCCAUUCUGUGAUUCUGUGAAGAUGUGCUUCCUCUGGACGUCCGUUGUCGGGCCGAGCCAGGGCUGCAGUUGUGUGUGAUUGUGUUUGUUGCUUGGGAGAAGUGCUGCCUUAGUAGGCUGGGGGGGAGGGAGAGGGAGAUUUUCAGACUGGCAUCAGUCAGGAGCGCGGCACGUUUCUGCGUGCUUUGCUCAUGCUGUUGUGUGGGUCCCCGCGAAGCAUGGGUGAGCCAGGGUGGCCCCGUGUGUGUGUGCCAGCAUUGUGCGCGGGUUUGGAAUGGAGUCAGAGUGAUUGUAAUGACAAUGCAGCUGGCGGUAUUUCUGGUAGGGAAUGGUUGAAUCCCCAGCCGUGAGGCGCAAGAAGAGGCGCUGGAUGCUAAGGUGGAAAGCGGAGCUUGUGUGUGCCAGGAGGCAGGCGUGGUGAGGUGCGCUUUGGAGCCUGCUGUUGUUGGCGCUGGGCUCGGGAGGCCCCUGAACAUGGCGCUGUGUGCUGCGUGUGCCAGCCCCAAGAGAUUCCCGUGUGGAAGAAGGGAGAGGAUGAAGGAGGCCGAGGGCCCUUUUCUCGGGGCCGGCUCCUGUGUGGCCUCUUGCUUGCCGGAGAGAAGGGCUGCCCGCUGGGCACAGGGGGUGCCUUCUAGCUGCCGUCCCGUGCCCUGUCCUGCAGCCCCCUCCUCAUGCUAUGUGGAACGCCAUGGCCAGCAGUGCGGCUGCCAUUUUAGAACCUUCGCCGCAUCACAGCCGUCACCUUGGUCACCGCUGCCCCAGCCAACGCACUCGCCUCUGAGAGCUCUGGCAGCCAUGUCAGGAGCAAAGAGAGCGAGGGGCGAAGCUUGCCCAAUUUCCAAUAGGAAGGGAGAGCUGGGGGCCCCAGAAGCGAAGAGGAGGAGGGGGGCCGCCUUGAAGAUCAAGCGGAGGAGGAAGGAAAAGAGAGUGCGUUUCCAUCGCGCCUGGACCAGCGCUGUGACCACCUCCGUGGAGCCCAUGGAGGUGGAUCCACCUCUGGAUGAGCCCAUGGAGGUGGAUCCACCUCCGGAUGAGCCCAUGGAGGUGGAUCCACCUCCGGAUGAGCCCAUGGAGGUGGAUCCGCCUGCGGCACAGCUGGCCUGGCACCACACCACCGUGCCAGGCCCCGCAUCGGCGCCGUCCCACCGCCGCUGGUCCAGGCGCUCGGCUCCCUACCCGCUGCGCGGCCCCCGCCCCCAGCAUUAGCUGGGUGGCAUUAGUUUCCAUCAGCUCCUCCUCUGGAGCCAAUUCUGCGGGCCCCCAGCUCCAUCUUCACCCUGUUAUGUCCCCGUCCCUGUUUUUCUUGUUGAUUUUAGUGUUAAGUUUAGUGUUAGUGUUAGGAGUAGGUUAUUGUUCAUGUUUUAGAGUUAGGCAUAGGUUACUCGUAGUCUUUUAGUGUUAGGCAUAGGUUCCUGUUCUUCUGUUCGAGUUAGGCAUAGGUUAGUUGUAGUCUUUUAGUGUUAGGCAUAGGUUCCUGUUCAUACUUGACAGUUAGGGGUCGAUUGCUGGUGUCAGGUGGAAGUGAGCAGCGCUCACUCGGUAAGCACACGGCUGAUUGAUCGUGCGAAGACAUGAGUGCGAGUGCCGUGAGCACGGAGGCCCGAUGGCAUCUUGGAUGGAUUGAAUUUGCAGCUUGUGACUUUUGUG